Motacilla alba alba is the source of this 7930-nucleotide messenger RNA. It is a transcript of the gene C6H10orf95, whose product is annotated as chromosome 6 C10orf95 homolog. Lineage: Eukaryota; Metazoa; Chordata; Aves; Passeriformes; Motacillidae. The transcript has 2 exons. The record is from RefSeq and is a predicted model, not a curated record. Bases 385 to 1059 code for a protein of 224 amino acids.
CCGUGUCUGCUUUUACUUCUUGGUAAGUGAGGGACAGGGUCAGGCAAGCUGGUGCUGGUGUUCUCAAACCCCUUUUCUCCUGUACACAUGGAUUUGUCAUGCUGUAGCUCAGCCUGAAGGUCAGUAUGAGCAACGGGCAAUUGUGUAAUGGUGGGGUGAACUGCAUUGUUAGCCCCUGGGAGCACCAGGGUGCUGCUCUGCAGGGGCAGGGCAGGAGCAUUGUGCCUCCUGCAUACCAAAACCUGGUUGCAACACACCUGAGCAUUCAGAGCAGUGCUUGGCGCUGCAAGCCAGGAGCUGGGGCUCGCUGCCUCUGCAGCUUUUGAGACUUAGCAACUGCUCCAGAGAAGUGCCCCCUGUGUAAAACCCCAGGCUCCUGUCACAAUGUACCAGUCCAGCUUUGUGCCACGGGAAUAUUACCCAGCCAUGAUCCCACCUUCUGCUUAUGCCUACCCCCCGCUGCGGCCUGGGAGAGCAGAAGACAUGUCCAGAUCUGUGAUGUUCCCUUCCAUCCACAUGCACAACUUCUACAGUCGACCCAUCACCUUUGUGGUGGACCGGAACGGCUACCCUGACUAUGCAGGAGGUCAGGUGGAGUAUCAUCAUCUUUAUAGUGCCUCCAAUCCCUAUAUCCAUCCAUACCACACCUGGCACUUCCCUCCCAUGGUCCCUAUUCCUCUCUACAGUCCCUAUGCAAACUACCAUCCCUAUGUUCCCUGCCAGAGGUCAGAGCAGUAUCGAGAUACGUGGCCAGAAGGCUUCACAAUGAGAGGGGAGCUUCAAUGGGGGAAGCUUGGAAAGGUGUUUGGGCCAAGGAAAGACCUCCCAGAGUUUGUGAAGGAUGAUCUCCGGAGGGUUUACGGCACCUACCCCCGGACCAGUGUUUCCAUAUCCUAUCGGAAAGGAGAGUUCUUGGUCAAGGGAGACCCCAAGACAGAAGACCAGGAAUAUGCAGUGGAGAAAAAGGUCAUCCAGCAGGCUGUGACCCCCAGUGCCAGUGAGGCAGAUGACAGCAGUGAGGACCGGAACCGUAAGAAGAAAAAGAAACUGAGACAUUGAGGGAGUCAGAUACCCAAUCGACUGAUGCUCCAGUCCCCUCAUGGGAGCCAGUUUGCAGCUGGUUUGGUGUGGUUGGCAGUAACACAAGCAAUGGAUGCCACCAUUCUUUUUGAUUUCUUUUAAUACUCCCCUUCCACCACAAUCUUAUGGCAGAUUUACCCUUAUUGAUGCACAAUGCCCAUCCUGUGAAGAAACCACAUGACACUUGACUGUUGGGUCAGCACAUUGGUCAUGGUUUUGAAAUGAGCAUUUGAUUUCCACUGGUUUGGUUGACUGGUCACAGCCUGGUGGGGGAUCUCCAAACUGCAGCCCUUGAUCAGAGAAGAUGGACCUCUUCCUACUUUGUCCAGGGGAAAGGCCUGUGAGCUGGUUCUCUUCCUGGAGAGGUAAAAGAGAGGCUGAGGGCAGUGCAGGUCCCAGAGGACACAGGGGCUCUUGAACACUCUGAAGAACAAUUGUCUGCAUGUUUUGUCACUGCUGUUUAUGACCAUAUCAUGGUGCUUUAUCACCACAUGAGGCCUGUAUGCAGCAUUUCCCUACACUCUGGUGUCCCCAUCCUCUUACACUUGCUAGUGUGGUGCUCAGUACUCCUGGCCACAUGUCCUUAUUGAAACUGCUGUUGAGGCCAUUCUCUGGGUCUGACUUGGCUCUGGCUGGAGGUGCUGGCUCUCCAAUGAGGUUACUGGAGUUGUGUGAAUCACAGCACUUCCAUGGCUUGGUGGUUGUACUGGAAGAGCUGUGCUGGAAGACUGGAGGGCUGUGAGGGGCUGGGUCUGACUUACUUGCAAACUUCUAAAAACUUCUACCUUUUAAAUGACUAUAAACAAUAAAAAAACCCAAAUGCAAAUGCUUAUAUUUCUGAUUCUUAAAUACCUAACAUCAGUCUCUUUUGUGAACAGCUUGCAAUCAGAUCUGGCACCUUUUUGUGAAGUUAAGGAUGGCUUCUACUGUGGUUUAUGCCCAGCCAUGGUGCCUUGUCCCACUUGGCAGUACCCUGCCUUGCCCUAGCUUAUUUUCUGCCAGCUUCUGUAUGGGCCAACAGGAAGUUUAUAAGCAUACAGGAGAAAUAGGAGACCCUCUCUGUCACCCUAGGCCCCCCCAGGACUCACAGAUGGGAGGGAAGGGGAUGUUAUCUAUCUGCAGAGCAAAGAAGAGACUGUGAGGGUGAACUUGGAGGCCCUUGGUUGUUCUGAAUUGCUAUAAAGUGAAAGCAAGUGGAGCUUCUUUAACUUUUUUUUUUUUCCCCUUAGUUAGUGUGACAGGUUUUGUUUAACCAAUUGCCAAAAUGUCACGGCAACUGUCUGCAUUUCCCCUUCCCCAUUUAGCUUCUUGGAAAUGUGUGAACUCUGCUGCCAGACAAAGCUGCAAGAGGGCUGAACCAGAAAAACUGCUGUAGAAACCUUGGACCCAACUGGUGCUCCUUGGCUGUGUUGCAAAUAGUGCCAGUGGAACUUGCUGAAUGGGCUAGAAAAGACCUCCAUUAAUUACAGCUGGCUAAUCAGUUAUGCUUUGCUUACCUAGUAUAGGAAAAAGGCAGCAGUUCCUGCUAGGUUGGCUGGUUGGUUGUUGAGGUUUUUUUAAUCUCUUCCUUGGCUGAGCAGGCUGUCCUGCCUAGUUAGGGAUGUGCUCUUAAAUGCCGGCAUUGGUGGUGCACUCCCUGUCCUUCCAGCAGAAGAAGCAGUUCCUUUGCACAGUGAACCCAAAGUUCAUGCAUUGGAUCCUUGCACAGUGGUUCAGCACCUCAGUGGGGUGUGGGAAGGAGCUUCUUCCCCAUUCCCUGGAGCUAUUGUGGGACACAGCUGAGCUGUCAGAACUGGAUGCUGCCUGCCAUGGGCAGGGGCUGCUGUAGGUGAGAUCUUAGAGAAGGUGCAAACCGGCUCUUCCAGGCAAGAUGAGAAAGAGCAUGGGGUUUGCCAUACAGUGAUUUUGAAAUGCUACAUGAAUUACAAGGAUUUGCACAAUAACUUAUCCUAGAUGUCAUUCCUCCAGCUGUUAGGUUCCUGGUGGCAGCAUGACACCAUGUUAUAGCGGAAAUGUCUCCAAAACUCAAGGAGCAUAGCCAGGCUCUCGCAGAGGUAUGCGAUGGGUAGGUGAACACAGAGCCUAUUGCCUACACAAAUACUUUCUCUAACUAUGUGUCGCUGCUGGGGUCAUCUCCAAGGCCCAUGGGGAGACAGAGGGCAUAACCCUUAACUUUACUCAUCUUCUCCUGUUUAUCUUCUCCAAAGUUUUGUUUGCUUUUGCUGCCUGGACUCUGAACAGGAGAUUGCUGGGCACACCCAGGCUGUUGUUCUGACAAUGUGUAUUUUUAGCAGAGGCUCACAAUUGCUUGCAGUACAUCAGGAGGUAGUAAUGUAUUUAUUUUCUAAAAUGCCAUUUCACUUCCAGAAGGAAGAAAACACUCUAUACUUGGGGUUUUUUUUUGCCUUUUGGGGAAGAUGUGCCACAAACCUCUAGUAGCUCUCUGAUAGCAGAUAUUUAUAUGGCCAUAACUCCCUUCCACCCCUCAUCUGGUCCCUGUGCAGGAGCAAAGAUUUACAUAUUCCUUGUAGGAAGAGCUCACAGUUGUCUUUUCUUCCUGAAGAUUUGAGGCUCAGUUGCUGCCCAGCUGCAGAACUGAAUCCAUAGGGCAUUUUGGAGGCUUUAACGCCUAUGGAAUUCAGUUCUCAGAGCCAAGCAGCCAGUGCGAGUCAGCUUCCCUGGCUCCAGCCAGCUGUGUCUCCAUCUGCAAGGGGAAAAAAUAGCAAAGAGCUCAUCAUAUCUUUGACACAGGGCAGGCACUGAGCUGACACAGAUUUUUGCAACUGGGAUCUGCCACAAGGAGAAGACUCUGGCACCUCUCACCCCAGAAGUGGCACAGACAGACACAGCUUUCUUUGGAAACUUUACUCAAGUUGGCUGGCUCUUUUUUUUUUUUUUUUUCCACUGCUUAAACUUAUGCUGUUUGGAGUCACUGCAAAGUUUCAGGUCAGCCCUGAGCUCUGCAAACCUGCUAAAGCUGUAAGAGAAACACCAUUUUUGUCACCUAGGGCUGGUAUUGGCAGGUGUGUUGAGAACCCCCUAUGUAUUUGCUCUGUGUGCAGGUGUCACACAUCCCUUGGUCUAAACUGCUCUUCAUAAAUGCUCUUCCUCAGUGUGUGUCUCUGAAAAGGGGCAAGCUGUGCUAGGGGGAUGCCUAAUCUUAUUGGAGCAGCUCAGCACUUCCAGGUACUGACCCUCUGCUCUAUUCAUACUGAAACCAAUGCCCACAGGAAACUGUGGAACUGGGAGCUGCCAGCUGAGGGCAAUGAUUUGUGCAGCAGGCGCUACCAUGGGUGGACCAUGAGGUGCAGGGACUUUCUGCCCAUUUGGAAAUGGGAAGGGACACAGGGUAAUUCCAGAUAGCUCAGAGAGUAGAUUCAGGGAGGGACUGGUCUCCAUCUGGAUUAACCUGGGACUUGUUGGUGCAUCCCACAACUAUACACAUGCCUUUUGCUGCCCACUGCCCCCACCCUCUGGUUUGGGCUGCAACGCUCACGUGCAUGGAGCGGCAGACUUGAGGGACACAUGGGGAUCCCCCUGAGCACCCACAGAGCUGCUGAUGCUGCCAGCAGCUUUGGGCAGCUUCACCCCUCAGUAAAUGUUCACUUUCAAACCUGGGGAGUGAGCUAAUGGCUGAAAAGCUUUGUCUUGGCUCAGCAAUAGUUUGGCACAGUUGUGAUGACAGUGGCUCAGGCAGGAGUAAGCACUGGGAGAGGAUUCCAGCCCUUUGCCUGUAUGUCAGCAGAAGAGACGGGAAAUGACACACAACACUUUGGAGCACGAGCAAAGAUUUCAAUGGGGGAAGCACUGAGCAACUGUUGCACGAGCAGUGAACUCCACGAUUGCUCAACUGCUGGCCCCGGGCUCUAUUUUAAUCCCUCCGCUGGGAAUUACAGUUCAGUUGGGGCAGCAUGAACUCACCAUCCUGAUGCACGUAGCAAAGCAGCCAAACUCUGUUACAAAAGCUGAGGAAUUCCAGGCUGAAAGUGCCAGCUCUGGUGAAUCCCAGGGACCAUGUGCAGCAGUACCACAGGGGCUGCCUGGAGGGGCAGCAGUUGAGGGAGAUGGGGUAAAACAGAGCUUACAGCAGGGUCCCACCCUGCAGAAGGUGGUCAGGGUCAGAGAGGCAGCUCAGGGGCCCAGCUGUGCGCUGUGCCAGUUUUCAGACUAUUGUGACUGGGCAGGAAGUUUUCAAUAGCUCUGAGCUCCUCAAACUCUGAUCUCCCUCCUCCUCCUCCCCUUUCUCUGCAGGCAGCCACCUGUGCAAUUCAGUGGGAAGGAAGGCAGCCUGCCAGAGACAUUGCAGCCAUGUGGAAGCACCUGCCAACCUGAAAUGGUUAGUAGGGUUGGGAUGCUUUGGGGCUGCUUGUUGUCCAUCUCAUGCCCAUGGGGAUGUUACCCUGCAGUCCCUGGCCAUCUGAGAGCAUGGAAAACCCUUAUGUUUCAUUUUUAAGAUGUAAAACUCUCCUCUGAGGCAUUUACCUCACAUUAUUGAUGGAUGUCUGCUGUUCAAAGUGCCAUCCAUCUGCCUUCAUCCUUCUGCUGCUCUAAGCAACCAUGCUUUCAGAAACUGAAAGGUGCAGGCCAAGGAAAAGCCUUCUUCCUCAUCUUCCUCCAUGGGCGGAUUUGCAAAGAAAGGGGAAGGGUUUCAAGGAGACCAGCAGUGAGCAGGAUGGGGGUCAACAUCUACAAGCCUUCCCUGAUAGUCCUCCUUCCCUUCCACCAUGGCCUAGGGAGGCGAUGUGGGUGCUGGGGCUGAGUUGGACAGCCCAGCAGCCAUCUGGCAUGAAUUCCCCCAUGCCCCAUGUCCCACUCUCCCCAGUGUGGCAGCAGGGACAGCUCCAGCAUGAAACCUUUGGCAUCCUACCUGUGGGUGCUGGGAGUGGGGCACCCCAUUGCCAAAAUGCACCAGAAACAGUUUGAUCCAAGUGCAAUGGAAAGCCCAUGGGGGAUGAGCUGGGAAAGAAAUUAUUCAAAUGCAAACUCAGACAAGCUCCAAUUCUGAUUUCAUUCCUGGCUGCUCCUGUAAGCAACAUGCCCACGGCAUGGCAUCCACAGCACACCACAUGCUCUGCUUUUGCUCCUUGGUUUUCCUGACCCAGCUUUGUCCUGUAUUCAUUCACCCAGGCAGGACCAGGGCUGGAUUUGGCCCUGUGUAUUUGGGAAUAUCCCAAGACCCUAGGGGAUCUGCACUGAAGUAGGGUGCCCGGUAAUACCUGGAAGGGUAGGGAUGAAUGGAGAUGUGGGAGCCACCUCAGUGAUGGGUAUUUCGCUGGUGUGAAGGUGCCCUGCCCUGGCCUGACCCGGUGUUUUCUGGAAGCUGUGUCAGGGCCAGGCUCAAGCACUGCACUGCGGAGUGACCAUUGCCCCAGCUCAGCCCCAGGGGAAUUGCAUCAGGCCAGCAGGUGGGGGUUUCAUAGCCCCACUGCAAUCUGCCUCCCCUGACCUUGGAGCUGGAGCCCUUGGCCAAAUGUUGAAAGCUCUUCAAGGCUCCUGACCUCAGCCCAAAAUGAUGGUGAGUCAAGAGACCCUGCAGACCAUCAGAUGCCCAGGAGGAUACCGCUGCUGUGGGGCUUUCUCUGUGGAGCACAGCAGAAAUGGCCACAUGAGCAGAUUUCCCCGUGGCAAGCCCCGCUGGAGGCGACGGGAGGACACAGAGAAGCAGAAGCUCACUCAUGGCCAGCCCUGCUGCUGGAGAGCUGCGCCGCAGCAGUUCAGCCCUGAGCUGCCAGGGGCUCUGCGCUCUUUCUGGCUUUCGCUCUGCGCUCCCUCCCUGCUGUGGGUCCAUGGGACAGGCUGGAGCGCUGCCCCUUCCCUCGCUCCUGGGGGAGACAAAGCGCAAGCCACUGCUCCGGAGGGGACGUGACUCCCAGGCAGCUCCAGCGCUCAGAAGUUAAUGAUUUAUUGCUUUAUGUCUUUAAAAAAAAAAAAAAAAAAAGCAGCAGCGCCCUCCUUUUGGCAUUUCCAGCUAAUUAUCCCGGGAGUUACUGAUUAGCUAGGACGUGCCUAGGCCCAAGCAGCGGAGUCCUGUGGGCGCUGCACAGCCACUGGCACUGCGCUGACAUGGUGGCUGCAGCAUUAUUCCAAGGAGUUUCACUUUGUCUCCCCGGGAACAUGCCCCCCGCCGUUUAAAGUAUGAGAAGCAUGAGUCCGGUUUUGCAGGUUACCAAAAAAGCCGCGGAUAGAAGUGAAGAUGCUCGUGCGCGCACACGGUGUCCGGCUCCUCCUGUCCCGCUUCCCGCAGCCGCGAGCGGGUGCGUUGCCAUCAACCGAGAGGCGUCCCCGCGUCCCCGCUGCUCGGCACGGGCAGAGCCGCCCUCUGCAGCGCCCGGGCUGCGGCUCCUUGGGGAGAGCAGCAGCCAAGAAACCCCUCCUUCCAGCCACAGCGGUCCCCCCGCUCCGGCGCAGACCCUCCCUUGACCCCGGCACUCACCCGACAGCUCCGGCUCCCGUCGAGGCGGGUCUGCGGGCGGCGGGGCCGGAGGCACUGUUAAAUAUUGCAGCCGACUUACUCACUCACUUCUCUUCCUGGACGGCAGCGCAGAGUUUCCACCCACUUCUUUCACCUUUGGUUUCCAGGCUUUCUGAGAAAAGGGGAAGCCGUGGGAGGGAGCAACCGGCAUCCCCGUGCCAGGGCCACGGCCCCCAGCAGCCUCUCCUUCCCGGGAAGGGGCGGAUGCCAGAGGGGGCCGCUUUCCCGGGAAAUUGCGGCGUGUCUGGGGGUGCCUUGUGCCCCUGGCCCAGCACUCCACGACCCUCUUGGGUUAGGCAGAUUUUCCUCCCCAGCCGAGUGGAGGGGGCACCUGAGUGCUGCCUCCCUGGCACAAGCUCAAGGGUGGCUGCCCGACCA